This is a messenger RNA of Paraphaeosphaeria sporulosa, 1150 nucleotides long. RefSeq names its product manganese and iron superoxide dismutase. The coding region runs from base 329 to 1024 and encodes 231 amino acids. Gene Ontology annotation, biological process: superoxide metabolic process. The transcript is spliced from 2 exons. Gene Ontology annotation, molecular function: metal ion binding; superoxide dismutase activity. NCBI's taxonomy places the organism in Eukaryota, Fungi, Ascomycota, Dothideomycetes, Pleosporales, Didymosphaeriaceae. The record is from RefSeq and is a predicted model, not a curated record. Gene Ontology annotation, cellular component: mitochondrion.
CAGCAACUACCAGCAAGCAUCAAAGCCACGCGCGGCAGACUCUUUUGUUGCCCCAACGUCUCCUGCAGUGACAACAGCCUCCCUCUGAUAGGCCUUCGGAUGUGUUCUACCUCUCACGUGGCAAUGGCUGCGCGAUUGGCUGGCGGACCCGGCGCAAAGCUUCCGGAAGCUCGGAGCUCGGAGGUCUUGGGAUGACGAAAGAGUGGUUAUGAUUGUCUUAGCGGAUGAGGCCAGAGCUCCACCCAAGCUCCUCUCCAACGUCUCCAGCACGCUCCGCUCCUCCAUCGCCCCAAUUGACACCCUCGCACCGACCAAUUGACUAUUCAGCAUGAACUCGACACUCCUUCGCACCACCGCCGUCCGCUCGGCCCUGCGCGCCGCCGCGCCCUCGUCUGCUGCCCGCGCUGGCAUCGCCGGCACCACCUUCGUACGCGGAAAGGCUACGCUGCCCGAUCUUGCCUACGACUACGGCGCGCUCGAGCCCGCCAUCAGCGGCAAGAUCAUGGAGCUCCACCACAAGAACCACCACAACACCUACGUGACCUCGUUCAACAACUUCAGCGAGCAGAUCGCCGAGGCCAAGCAGAAGAACGACAUCGCCGCGCAGAUCGCCCUGCAGCCCCUCAUCAACUUCCACGGCGGCGGCCACAUCAACCACACCCUCUUCUGGGAGAACCUCGCGCCGACUUCCCAGGGCGGCGGCGAGCCCCCGACUGGCGCCCUCGCCGGCGCCAUCAACGACAGCUACGGCAGCCUCGACGCCUUCAAGGAGAAGUUCAACGCGGCGCUCGCGGGCAUCCAGGGUAGCGGGUGGGCCUGGCUCGUCCAGGACACACAGACGGGCAAGGUCGGCAUCAAGACGUAUGCGAACCAGGACCCGGUCGUGGGACAGUUCCGUCCCAUCCUGGGCGUGGAUGCCUGGGAGCACGCGUACUACCUGCAGUACCAGAACCGCAAGGCCGAGUACUUCAAGGCCAUCUGGGACGUCAUCAACUGGAAGGCCGCCGAGAAGCGCCUCAAGUAAGUGCCCGACGUAAUGUAGCAUAGUGUAAGCGAAAUAUCACUGCAAUUUGAUCAUCAAGCCGCGUGCUCUCGAAAUGCAAAGUCCCUUGCGGGUAUGUAUUAGCCGAUAGCAAUAGUAUCAAACUCC